Perca flavescens (yellow perch) is the source of this 2376-nucleotide messenger RNA. RefSeq names its product bicaudal-D-related protein 2-like (gene bicdl2l). The record is from RefSeq and is a predicted model, not a curated record. Lineage: Eukaryota; Metazoa; Chordata; Actinopteri; Perciformes; Percidae. Gene Ontology annotation, biological process: Golgi to secretory granule transport; vesicle transport along microtubule. The transcript has 6 exons. Bases 312 to 1700 code for a protein of 462 amino acids.
AAGGAUCAAAAGCCCUCCUCCCUCUGUUCCCCACAUCAUGUGUUUGUGUAGCGACUGAAAAGGAGGAAGAGAAACUAUACAGGCCACAUGAAGCCACUGCCUCCACUGACAUCACAUCAUGUCAUGUCACAUCCUUGUGAAGACGCACACAUGCAAUUCAGGAAAAACGAGUUUGGAGACAUUUCUGCGAGUCACCCUCCCUCCUUUCUUUCUGUCUACCUCUCGCUCUUUCAUGUUUAUAUACAUCCUGACAGUAUCUCCUGAUGGUUUAAUUCACUCUACCUCUGCCUGUGACUUCUUCCCAGCUGAUCAUGGACUACGCUCAGUCUUUCUCAACCCUCAACGAGAGGCUGAGACCUAAAAUAACAAAAAGCGAACAGCUCUACUCCUCUCUGAACAGACUGGAGGAGAAACAGUCGAACUCGCUCAGGAGCAAAUCCUCAUCUUACCGACCCACAGUUCUGCCAACAGAACCCGAACCAAAGGACUGUGUGGCCACAACAGAACCAGAAGAUCCAGAGGAACCUGAAGACAACUGUGAGCAGGAAGAUUUGGUCUCCGAUGAAGAAAAUUGUGCCGAUCGGUUAAACAACUCGUGCCUCAUCACUGAGUUCAGUUUAAAAGAUUUAGAAGAAGAGGAGUCGGUUGACGAGAGCAGAAACACAUCCUCGCCUGAGGAGAAAGAAAACCCAGGUGAGCUGAUCUCAGAGGGGACAGGUGAUUCCUCAGAGUCAGUAGCUACGGGCGGUGAAGGUGGGAGCUCCUUCCAGAGGAGCUACGUGAACCGGACUUUACCAGACCUGAUCAACAGUGGCAGGCCGCUCAACCGACGUCGGACACUGGGACAUGUCUCUGACACGCUUAAAGAAGUGCGCAGAGAGGUGGAGCUGUCUCGGAGACGAAGUAUCAAGCUUAAGGCGCAGGUGGACAAACUACAGGAGAGCAGAGAGGGACCGGGAUGGAGUCAACACAGAGAGAGGGUCACAGAGGAGGUUCUGUCCAUACUGGGGCUACUGCGCCCGCUGACAGAGUCAGAGUCCAGCCCAACUGAACCCUCUCCUGGUGUAAACCGCCUGGACGCUUCCCUGAGCCAGCUGCAGAAUGUGGCCCGCAAACUGGCUAUUAGUCACACCAAACAGUUCAAAUCUGGAGAAGGAGCAGAGGACAGUGCUGUUCUGCAGCAGGCGUUACGGGACAGAGAUGAGGCCAUGGAGAAGAAGAAGGCGAUGGAGGCCGAGCUGCUGCGGAGUAAAACGGAGAUGAUGUUGCUAAACAACCAGCUGCUGGAGGCUGUACAGAAACGUCUGGAGCUGGCAGUGGAGCUUGACUCCUGGAAGGAGGACGUUCAGCUGAUCAUCCACCAGCAGCUGCAGAGUCAGCAGCAGGCAGAGCAGGCCAAGAAGAAGCCCUCCCGCCUGGGCAUCCUGAGGAGAACCAACAAACUGCCCAUCCAGCGGCCAACCAACUUCUCUUUGUCUACACCCGUCCCUCCCACAACCAACUCCAACCAAAUCUUCAUCCCCAGAGCUGCUGUUUCCCCUGCUCCGACUCCCAGCACGCCUCCCUCCACUAGCACCCAACGCAACUGGAUGGACAAGCUGAGGUGGACCAAGACCAGUCGUCAAGGAGACCAGGAUGCAGCAGGGCAGGAGUCAGAGGGCAGGGGUGACAACGGCUUCCAGGUCGUGUCCCUCGAUUGAAACAGUAAUGAUUUUGCACCGAGUACUUAAAUUAUGAUGCACAGUGCUCAUGUCUAACAAUUUAAAGUCCCCCUCAUGUCUAACAAUUUAAAGUCCCCCUCCAGUCAUAACGUUUUUUUUUUUGCUUAUCGUCACUUUGUUGUUUGACCACAUGAUGUAUGUGCAGAGUUUGAAGGCUCUUUUCACAUUUAUCUGCCCGAGGGGGAAGGAUUCUGUGCUCAUUUAAAAUCUGAGUUUAACACGUGUAUGUACAAGCAUGGUGUGUGACAUCACUGCUAGUAGCCAAUCGUGGUCCAGCAUGCAAUUUACACACGUGUGAUGUGGAAACACUGGGAAUGGACUUUUCAUCUAGAGUCCAGCAGUUAAACCUCUGAAAUGAACAAUAUUUACAUAUUCAUAUAUAUUGGUUUUUCCAAUGUGGAAGUAGGAGUAAAUGUAAUUUUGAGAUGUACGAGGUAACUAAACCUCUUUGUGGAAAAACCGUAUCAGACAAAUUAUUUUUCAUGUCUUAACAUGCCUGGAGGGCAUAGUUCAUGUAUUCUUGGGAAAACAUGCUUUCGGAGGUCUGCGCUCUCCAAGUGCCCUUCUAAUUUAAUACUGUAACACUUGAAUGCCUGAAUAAUGUUGUCAUGUUGUGAAUGAGUGAAAUUCUUAUGCAAAAGCACCUUCAAACCUC